GUAAACAACUAUAUUCUAAAUUCCUGUGUUUUAAAUUCUAAAAACCCAAUCAAAUCGAUGCAGUUGAAGUAUGCAAAAUCGUCCAGCAAAUUCGCCUUUGAAGACUAGAAAAUACUCCUUUGUGAAAGAAACAAAAACAAAACCACCGUCUGCAAAAAGUGGGUUUCAUAAGAAUUGCUCACCUACUCCUGAAACUUAUUUGAGACAUAAACCAACCUCGAUUGGAUACAACAAUGAUCCAAAACCCUUAAAUUGCAAACUUGCGGAUAAAAGUGUUUCCCCUAAGCAACUGAACCAGUGUAAAGCACCAAAUUUAUCUACUAGACCAUUACCUAGAUAUGCCACAUCUGCAAACUCUAGACUUUCUUCUGUCUCAAAAAGAACUUUCGGAAAUACCUUAGAUGUUUCGUCUAAGCAGUCACCCCUGAAGAACCCAAUAUCAACUCCGCCUCCUCAGGAAGAAGUGUUAAGAGAUGUUUUGAAUCAGUUUUCUUCAAAGUUUGAAGGAAUCUCUAGGUCUAUUAUCCAAAUCGCUGACUCUAAAAGGCCUGUGAGAACCAAAUCUCUAGAAGCUCUUCUAAAUCUGGAGAUAUCCAACUCUCUUGGUGACGCUGUUAAUGAUCCGGCUUAUUCUCAAGGUUUCGUAGCAGCUACUAGGAGACUAUUGGAGGAACUCGUUGAACUCUAUGAAGAAGGAAAACUCAACCCGAAUCUGCUGAAAGAGCGACGGUCCUUCAUCAGGGCAAGCUCGGCCACCACAGUCUGCUACAGAGACAGAUAUUUCAAGGAGCUUGUGAUGAAUGUACUGCAAAGCAUGACUUCUAGUGAUGUCGAGGAGGAGGUGACAAACCAAGCAGUGCAAAGUGAAGAAAGCAAGGAACGCAUCAGGGUCAUCAGGGAAAUGGUGAGAACAGAGGCGGGGAUUGAACCAGACAACUUCAAGGAACUGGAACAAAAACUGGAACAGUUGAGAAGGACUUUGUCCAAAAACAAGUUGGAGGUCAAGAAAGCAGCCUUAGAGGUGGAGAGAAUAAUUUCCCAACAGACUUUAGAUCGAAGCAAUUUUGAAAUACCAAAGCCAGUUCGAGAGGUGUUAAAAUCAUGUUGUGACAAAAGACUGAAAUCUGGAAGUGAUUUUGGAGAUGGCGGAUCCUAUGAUCAGGAACUCAUAAAGGGAACAAGUUUAAAAAAUAAAGCUGGAGACGGUUUGGAAAAGUACAAGUACAGUUUGAACGCUGUUGGUGAAGACGUUUGUUUUUCAAACGGGAACUCAGAUGAGAUUAAAAACAUUAGACCGGAACUGAAAAAUUUGGUACAAGAAGAAUUACUGAAGAUGAGAAUGAAUAAAGAAGAAAUUUUGAAUCGAGAUAGAGAAUCUGAAAGAGUAAUAAGAAUAGACAAGACACCCAGUAGUUCACUUGAGAGUGUAGAGUAUAAAAGUGCAACUUCAAAUUUUGGAGAUGAUGAUGAUGAAGACGACGUUCGCGAUGAAGAAACUAAAAGGUUUAUACAUGAUUUUAAGACUGAGAUAGAAGGAAAACAAUUGGCUGAUGAAGAUAUUUUAUACUACAGACCUCAAGGAUGUUAUAUAACAAUUAUGGAAAAAAUAGAUGAAGAUGAAGAGGAAACUAGCUAUGACAAGCCAGAAGAAAAGUCUGUUGAUUUUACAAACAAAGAGAACAAUAGUUCUUCUUGCCCUUUAAAUUCAUCAAACAGUAAAUCCAAUAUUCAAGAAUUCAAUGAGACCUUGACACUUCGUUUAAAACACCAGUACAAAAGUGAAAAGCUGGCUAGUGGGAAGACUACGAUUGAGCGAGUUAAUUCCGAAUGGGUUUACCGAGAGGCUUCCGAUAGUUGUGACUUUCAAUCAGAAAUUGACAAAAUGCUCAAAACCCUCCAAGCUGUGUCAAGUUUUAAUGACACCACUGAGGGAAAUGAGAAUGCUAAACGCGAUGUGGGAGGAUUAGAUAAAGCUAUACAAAUUAAUCCUUAUGAAAUUUGUCCAUGGGAUUACUCAGUGGGGGAGUUAUCCGACGUACUAAUGAAGAUUUCAAUAAAAAUUAAUGACCUUCCUGAAUAUUUACAAGAGACAAGACUGAAGUCCUUUCCCAAAGAGAAAUCCCACGAAGUUUGUAGCCACUAUUUGUUGGAAAAAAGUAUGAAUUUUUCAAAUGUUGAAAAAAAGAAAAGAGUUGCUGAUGGAACAAAUUUAUUAGUGAAAGGUUUGGCUGAAACAUUUUAUUUCUUGUCUACUUCUUUGAAACAAUCUCCCGUGGAUAUACAAUCCGAAUCUAUAUCUGUUCUAAAACCGCCCAAAUCCUUGAUUGAGACCAUUUAUGCUCUUGGCUCAACAGCUUAUUUUAGAGAUUGUUUUAAAUCAGGAGGAGAAAACACAGAACAACUUACAGGGCUCUUGGAAAGCAAGUUUGAACUAAACAAUUGUAAAAAUAAACCGAAAGAUUUGAAAGACAAUUUUAAUGUACAGAACAAUUCCUCAUUAGAUACAGAGAGUUUCCGCACACCUAAAUUGUACACUUUUAACAGAGAUAAAAAAAGACCUGAAGAUUUAGAUAAGAAUAUUUCCAAAUUUGAGCAUUUCAUAGGCCUAUCAGCUUCUGUAAUGACAAUACAAGAUGUUUCCGACAUGUUCUUAUAUCUAUCAACAGUUUUAAACGACGUUCCAGAGAGACUUAAGUCAAUGAAGGUUCUCGACCUUGACCCCCCUUAUUCUUUUUUGAAAGCUUUAGACAUCUUGUACAGUGAUGGUGGUGGAAGUGUAGAAGAAAACUUGUGUACAGAGUUUAAGAGGGAAAAGAGUUUUCCUUCCUUGACAGUACAAAAUGUUGGAGACUUUUUGUUGAGUUUAUCAAAAACAUUUGAUGAUAUUCCUGAAAAUAUUAAAGGUGCCCCGGUCACAGACUUGGAUCCCCCAGAUUCUCUGAUAAGAGCGAUCACACUGCUGACUUCUCUUUCGCAUUUUAGUAUUCCAGAAAGUUACAGUCAAGAAAUCGAACUUCAUGAAGUUUCUCUUGUAGCAAAUGAAGGAGUCGGUAACAAUAAGGAGGGUAACACUAGUGCAGACAUAUAAAGAUUCAAUGAUUUGAAAUUACAUUCUAUUUGAUUGGGCAUAUUUGUUACACUUGUACUUUUAUGAAUUAUAUAUUUUAACCUUGAAA
This is a messenger RNA of Macrosteles quadrilineatus (aster leafhopper), 3176 nucleotides long. RefSeq lists its product as uncharacterized. The record is from RefSeq and is a predicted model, not a curated record. Lineage: Eukaryota; Metazoa; Arthropoda; Insecta; Hemiptera; Cicadellidae. The transcript has 3 exons. Bases 71 to 3088 code for a protein of 1005 amino acids.